AGGAUGCAGGUGUAUAGAGCAAGGAAAAGUGCUGAAAAAUUAAUUGAUGGUGACGAUAAUGAACAAUAUAAUAGAAUUUGGGACUAUUGUGAGACAUUAAAGGCUACAAAUGUGGGUACCACUACAUUGAUGUUGGUGGAUAGGCCUACUCUUGAUGUGGCAGGUACAUUUCAAAGGUUAUACAUUUGUCUCCAAGCUACAAAGGAAGGGUUCAAGGCUGGAUGUAGACCCUUAAUUGGGCUAGAUGGAUGUUUCUUGAAGGGCAACCAAAAAGGACAAACCUUAAGUGCUGUGGGAAGAGAUGCCAAUGAUAACAUGUACCCCAUUGCUAUGGCUAUUGUAGAAACUGAGAGCAAGGACAGUUGGUCUUGGUUCCUUGGUUGCUUAUUGAAGGAUCUUGGCCUAGUUGAACAACAUGGAUGGGCAUUUAUUUCAGAUAGACAAAAGGGCUUGAUCCAAAGCUUUGACGUGGUAUGUCCUAUGGCAGAUCAUAGGUCAUGUGUGAGGCAUUUGUAUGCCAAUUAUAGAGAUAAAGGCCACAAAGGGAAAGCACUUAAGGACAAGUUGUGGGCUGCAGCUACAGCAUAUACAGAGCAUGAGUUUCUUGAACAAAUGGGUGAGCUUAAGAGAUUGUGCCCAAAAGCUUAUGAGUAUUUGGAUAAUGUAGAUCCAUCCAUGUGGUCUAGGUCAUAUUUCACAGACCAUUCAAAGAGUGACCUGCUUGUGAAUAAUCUAUCAGAGAGUUUCAACUCAUACAUUUUAGAUGCUAGGGACAAGCCUAUAGUAACCAUGAUUGAAAAGAUUAGGAGAAAGCUGAUGAGGAGGUUCCAAUUGAAGAGGGAAGGGAUGUCUAAAUUGACAGGGAAAAUAUGUCCCAAAAUUCAAGCGAAGUUGGACAAUGAAAGUUUGAAGUCUUCUGAUUGUGUGUCAAUAUAUGCUGGAAAUGGUUUAUUUGAGGUUGAGUGCAAACAUCAAAGGUUUGUUGUGAACUUGAGCAAGAGGACAUGUGGUUGUAGGAAGUGGGAUCUUACUGGCAUCCCAUGUCAACAUGCCAUAUCUGCCAUACUAUUUGAUGGAAGUGUACCUGAAGAUUAUGUGCAUCCUUAUUACACAAUUGAGACAUACAUGAAGGCAUAUGAACCAAUAAUUUACCCUGUGGCUAGCAUGGAACAGUGGAGAAGGACAUCAAUAGAUCCUUUGGAACCACCCAAGGAUAAGAUACAACGUGGUAGACCCAAGAUAAAGAGAAAGAGGCAUCCUUCAGAACCCAAAAACCCAUAUAAGCUAAGCAAGGCUGGUACAAUCAUCAAGUGCUCUGAGUGUAAGAAGGUGGGACAUAAUAGCAGAACAUGUCCAUCCAAAAAAGACAAGGGUACGAUGUCUACCAAUGCUAAGAAGACACCUACAACAAACAAGAAGCAAGCAGCUGGAGGUGCAAGGGCUACUGCUGCAAGUGCUGUAGAUUCAAGGGCUAAAGGUUUAAAGACUAUUGCUGUAAGUGCUGUAAAUUCAAGGGCUGGAGGUUCAAAGGCUGUUGUUGCAAGUUCCACCGGUGUAAGAACUUCAACGGCACCAUUAACAAUAUAUGGUGGUGGUGCUAAUAGUGAGCGUGUGGUGGUGCCAACUUUGGAAAAAGCCAUUCAAAGGACAGGCUAAGAAGAAGAAAAACCUUGGGUUUGAGCAAAUAUAAUUAGUUUGUGUUGGGUUGUGCAAACUUUUUGUAUUAGGCAUUAACAACAUGUAAUCCUUACAUUUGGGUUUUUUUUUUUUUUUUUUUUUUGUCAUUGUUAAUUUGUGAACAAUGAUUUUUACUAGGCAUUAACAAUUUUAUGUUCUACGUAAUCCAUACAUUUGGAUUAUUUUUUGUGUCAUUGUCAUAUGUGAACAAUGAGUAAAGUUGUUUCCUCAAAAAAAAAAAGAAUAAAGCUAUUAAAAAAGCACUUUAUUUUGUGUCAUCAUCAUGUGGAACUCAAAGCACUUUAUCAUGGUGGUUUAGUACCAGGUACCCUGUGAGUUCAAAAAUAUUUUGCUUUCCAGCAAUGAUUUGCAUGUUAUUUGUACACUUAUUAAGGCCAUGGUAUUGUAUCAUACAAUUUAGCAAUUUGUGACAAGUGGUAAAUUCUCAGAUAUUUGCAGAUAUUUGAUUUGCAAUUUGUGGAAUUCAAA
Messenger RNA from Quercus robur (English oak), 2166 nucleotides. RefSeq lists its product as uncharacterized. The coding region runs from base 4 to 1656 and encodes 550 amino acids. The transcript has 3 exons. The record is from RefSeq and is a predicted model, not a curated record. Gene Ontology annotation, molecular function: zinc ion binding; nucleic acid binding. Lineage: Eukaryota; Viridiplantae; Streptophyta; Magnoliopsida; Fagales; Fagaceae.